AUGCAACGUUUGUUAACCUUCAUCCCUCAAAAUUUGAAGGUGGUGCUCAAAGACCCCAUGACGUUCCUGAAACCUUUGUCUAUUGGGUGUAUCCGUAUGUAUCCUGGUGAUGAAUUGGGACGAGGUGCAGGCAAGGGUGGUGGUACUGGUGGUUCUAUUCGGGAUGCUGGUGGAGCAUUUGGCAAAUUAGAAGCACGUAAUGAAGAAGAGUACUUCUAUCGAUUGCAACAACAACAGUUACAUGAAUUAAAGAAGCAUUUAGAAGAUGAACAUGAACGUGAAAAGAAGGAGAUCAAACGACUUGAACACUAUACAGAUCAUGUUUGAAGGAUCAGAGCCUGGUUGCGGAGCAGGAAAGGGCGGUGGUGCCGGUGGUUCUAUUCGUGAAGCUGGUGGUUCACUAGGCAAGAGGGAAGCCACUUUAGAAGAUGAAUACUUCCGACGUUUGGAUAAACAAAACAUCGAAGCACUCAAGGAUAAACUGAAUAAGAAAUCUGAUGUGGAAAAAUAAUCUUCGGCAAAUGAAGUUCAAAUGAGCAAUGGGUCUUCUUUUCUAAUCAUUUUCAUCAUUCGAUAGACAUAAUUUGUGCUAGAAGAGAAAAUUAGGAAGAAAAUAAUCUACCCUCAGUAUUACUUAUGAUUUAAUUCUAAUGAUAUUCCAACUUAUGGACAGAUUUAUGCAAAAUCCCAUUAUACAGUGAAUAUAACCCCAACUUUGUUUUCAAAUAACGAAGGAUAGAUAUUUAUUUGCAAAUUUAUUUCAUAAGAAAUCUGGUACAAUUAGACACAAAAAAAUAGAAGAGAUUGAACAGAACAAGUUUGUGUGUGGGUUGGGAUACUGCACAAGUGCCUAAACUGAAGUAAGUAGGUUGUUAUAAGGCAGCUUAUCUAGGCUUUGAUGUAGAGGUUUAAUCAAAAGAGGGACAUCUUUCUAU
Messenger RNA from Schistosoma rodhaini, 935 nucleotides. The record is from the annotation of a GenBank genome assembly. Lineage: Eukaryota; Metazoa; Platyhelminthes; Trematoda; Strigeidida; Schistosomatidae.